Messenger RNA from Bombyx mandarina (wild silkworm), 4188 nucleotides. RefSeq lists its product as uncharacterized. Lineage: Eukaryota; Metazoa; Arthropoda; Insecta; Lepidoptera; Bombycidae. The record is from RefSeq and is a predicted model, not a curated record.
UUCGAGUAUCGCUGUGGUUCACGCGUCGACCUAAACACGAUUAGACUCUCGAACGAGAGACUCGCGUCAUUUAUUUAUGUGCAUUUAUUCAGAUAGAUAUGGAUAUUAUCGAUGUGUUGCUUCAAGCUGGGUUGAUUACUUCAGCCUUGGUUUUGUAUUUGUUAUUCAUACGUAAACAACCGGCACGUAGAGGAGAAUAUAAAUUGCCAGGCUGGAACUACCCCUUGAAGCUUUUGCUAGCUAGAUAUGCUGUGAAGCGAUGGAAAGCUGGUUUACACUCAAUAGUCGGAGAUGAGUCACCACGUGGUCCACAACACGAAGGCUGGGACUCCAUUUCCAUUCGCACUGCAGCGCCUAAUGGAGUCACGGUGCUUUUGGGAGUUCGGAAAUUAUGUGGGCGCCAACCCAUGGUUGAAAUAAUUGUGUAUGUAAAAUUAAAAGACGGCACAUCUUACGAACUGAUGGAUUGUCCCGACACACUGGUUGGAGCAUGGCUAUCAACAACAGAUGGAUGGCGUGCUGGCGGACUGAAGAUACAAAUUUUAGAGCCCCGUUGUCGAAUGAGAAUUUUGUACAACGGUCUUUUAAAAAGAACAACAGACAAUGUUACUCAACAUGUAACGUUUAAUUUAACGUGGACCUCGAGUUCUGUUCCCGUAGAGCAUCCCAAAGACUGGAACGAGAAAUUAGCGGCACAAACCUUGGCUUUGGAACCAUGGCGAGAUAGUCAAUGGUCGUCGAUGCUAGGUAAAUGGGAAGAAGGAAGCUGGCUUCAGUGGGGAACCGUGCAAGGACGAUUCCAGUCGUUUACUGCGGAAGGCGCUCUUGACACGACUGAAUACCUGCAAACUCGAGGAGUGAAAGAGAGGCAUUGGGCGCCGCACGCAUAUGAGGGUACACGGAGAUCUUUUUCUAUAACGGCGUCAGCAAGAGAUGGUACCGCUGUCGUGCUACGAGGAGUGUCUUACAAAAAGGUUUUGACUCAGUGCUUGUCAGGUUGUGUCAGACUCCCUGAUUACAGAGUACUGACUAUUACGGAUACUGAUUUGAUCAUGUCCGAUUUUUGCGAAACUCCUGGUGGAAUACCAAGUGCUUACACCAUAAACAUAUACACGGAGGAACGUUCCCUCAAAGUUGUGCUCCGCAUCGGCGAGGAGGGAUGUACGGCUUAUAGCGGAGUUCCGUACCAACAGGAACUGGUGUACCGCGCGAUCGUCGCUGAUAUCGACGGGGAAGCGGGCUCUGGUAUCUUGGAGCUUGGUUAUCUGCCUAAAGUCAUUGCUCAGCCAUCAGUCCGUCUCACUCCAGCGCCCAUUUUGAAAUGGUUGUUAAAAAAAGAUGCUGGCUUCGUCGGCUAUUGUUUGUCGUUCGAAGAACGUGCUGCGACGUGUACUGAUUACGUCGGCGGGAAAGGAGCAUCCUUGGCACUACUAACCUCCGUACAGAAUGAUGAGGGAUACCGGGUGCCACCGGGUUUUUGUAUAACAACUAAAGCACUGGAGAAACAUCUUCAAUUGCAUACUGAACUGAAAGCAGCUAUACAAGAUAUAGAGGCAGCUAAUGAAAAUUAUGAGGAGGCUUACUUCAAAGAACAAUGUCAGAAAGUUUCAUCAUUAUUCUUGGCUUUAGAAUUAAGCGCAGAUAUAAAGAAAGACAUAUUAGAAUAUAUGCAGGAAUUGAGGAGCAAAUCCGCACAGCUGAAAGACGCACAGGAGUUGCGAUUUGCCGUCCGAUCUUCAGCGGUCGGCGAAGAUAGCGAGGCAUUAUCUGCUGCUGGACAGAACGAAACAAUUUUGGGUUGUGUCACCGACGACGACGUGAUACGAGCGGUCCAGAAGUGCUGGGGCUCCAUGUUUGAGUUCACAAGUACCUAUUAUCGCAGACAGAACGGCCAAGUAUGUUUAUGCGGAGGCGGGGUCGUGGUGCAGACGCUGGUGUCGCCUCGCGUCGCCGGCGUCAUGUUCACUCGACACCCUGACGCUGGAGAUCCUUCGAGGCUACUCAUCACCGCAAAUUAUGGAUUGGGAGAAAGCGUCGUCUCCGGUACCGUAGAGCCCGACACGAUAAUCGUGAAGCGAGAACCAAACGGCGUCCUCACUAUCCAGAAAAGGGAACUAGGAUCUAAAACGCGACGCCACGUUGCGUCAUCCAGCGGCGGAGUCAUUACAGAAGACGUUCCGGAAAAAGAAAGAAGUGUUGCCUGUUUGAAUGACACCGAAGUACUUAAGCUAGCUCGACUGGGCGUUGUACAAGAGGAACUUUGGGGGGCCGGGAGGGAUAUAGAGUGGGCUAUAAGUGGCGAUCAAGUGUAUUUAUUGCAAGCGCGGCCGAUUACGUCCUUAGAACGAUGGACUGAAGAAGAGCUACUACACGAAGUCGACUCUCCGAUUAUGGCAGAUAACGAACUGACCACAUUCGGCAACACUGGAGAGGUUCUUCCGAAGCCUGUAACUCCGCUAAGCUACGAUUUGGUGAUACGUCCGCUGAUAUGGAGCAUGGACCGAGCCAUAAUCACAAACGGCAGCCAGUACGACCACAGUCUAACGCUCAGCCACUACAGAUGCGCUAUAUCUUUGUAUAAUUCAGUUUAUCGAAGAGUACCAAAAAAGCUAGACACUAACAUACGAAUGAUGGAAAUGGCCAUAAACGGACACAAAAUAGCGGACGAAAACAUUCACAAGACCGCGCUGAUUCGCAGGAAACCGCACUGGACUGAUCGAAUAAGGCUGAUUCAUCAUAUGAUUAUGUCUAUAUUGACUUCGAAAUGGAAACUAAACGAUACAGUUAAGAAAGCGAAAGAUCUAGAAGUUGGAACGAACGCCAAAGAACCAAUCGAAUUACUGGAAAGUAUUGCUGAAUGUGAAGAUUUGAUUGGCGAGCUGACGUACAAUCACAGCGUGACCACCGUGGCCAGCACGUCCAGUCAGAUUAUAGCUAUGACCAUACUCAUGGAAGGGAGUGCAGACUUCACUCCAGAACAAUGUAAUGAGAUCAGCAAAUUGCUAAGCUCCGGAGAUGUGUUAUCAGCAGAGGUUCCACAGUGUUUGGCAAACUUAACUAGGCAAUUAGAAAAAUCCCGGCUGAUGGACGAAUUUCGUGCCCAAGACCCGAAGUACGCAUUGAGAUGGUUGAAAAGGAAUCUCCCUCAUAUUUACCUAGACAUUUGCACAUUCCUCGAGCACCAUGGAUAUAGGGCUAUCAUGGAGUUUGAUUUAUACACGAAGCCAUGGAUAUUGGUCCCGGAAGAAAUGAUGAAAAUACUACAAAACCUACGUUCUUCACCGGAGGAACCACAACAAUCUAAGACAACAGACGAAGUCAUCGCUUCCUUGACCACCCCUAAGAAGAACAGCACCAGGAAAGUCCUACGAUGGGUGUUGCCUCUCUGCAGGAGAGCGGUUCGCCACCGCGAGGGCACCAAAGCGCACCUCAUUCUGGCUGCACAUAAAAUGCGAUUGGCGUUAUUACGGCUCGGCGACAUGUUGGUACGCCAAUGGUAUCUGCCGCAUCCAGACUUGGUAUUUUUCUUCAGGCUGGGCGAACUCCAAGAGUAUGUUAGGAAAAGAGAUCCGGUGUUGUUAAAGAAGGCAAUCCAACGCCAGCAGUAUUACCCGAAAUGGUGCAAGUUGAAAUUCAACGAACUGAAUAAUGGAUGGAUAGCGCCUCUAGAAGCAAAAGGUCCUUCGGUCAGGGCCGGUGACGUCAGAAUCGAAGCGACCUCCGUCUGCGGCGGAGAGGUAGUGGCCAGAGCCUGUGUCGUCAAAGAACUUUCUGAAGUCGAUCAACUGCAACAAGGCGACGUGCUGAUAACGCACGCGACAGACAUCGGCUGGUCCCCCUACUUCCCGUUGCUGACUGGAAUCGUCACUGAACUAGGCGGCCUUAUCUCACACGGUGCUGUGAUCGCUCGCGAGUAUGGUUUGCCGUGUAUCGUCGGCGCUACCGAUGCGACAGAGAUCUUCCGGACCGGCGACCUCGUCCGGCUGUCCGGGACAAAAGGAGUGCUCGAAAAAGUUGUAGUAGAAAAUAAACCGGGAGACGAACAAAUCGAAAACGCCGUGAAAGUAGGCGACAAUUAAAUACAAUGAAAUAUAAUUUAUGAAUAAAUUUUAUUUUUAAAAUACAACAUUUAAUAAAUACAAGUCUGAAAUGUUUUUCAUAUAAAAUAAAAGUCAUACAACAACACAC